AGUGAUUUUUUUUGCUCAUCAUCAUCUGAGGAGUCUCCUAGCACCUGCGCUUGGCUUGGCAGAUGUGAGCGCGCUCCGUUAUGAGCGCACAUUGGCGCUCCGCCAGCCGCCUCCCAGCGCGACUCAGCAAUCAGAGCGGGAUCCGACCCGAUCAGCGCACCAGCCAUCGGGAUGCAGGAAGACACUGAAAGUUAGGCGCUGGAGGCUGUCAGAGUGCGUUGAAGCUCAAUAUGCCCCUGUGUUUUAUGGGAAGAGGCAGUCUGUUGAGUGCUGCUCACCUCCCACUCUGCCCAGAGAAGUGGAUUCUCCUUCCAUCUUUUAAAACAAAAGACUCAAGAUUUGGCUCCAAAGUGACAUUUUUAUAUUUCAAGAGAGGAUGCAUGGUACACCACUGUUUCUACUUCUGUGAUGCUUCUCAAUCAGUGUUUGGCACCAGCUGCAUGGUAUCAAAAAUAACAUCACAAAUAUUUUCAAGAUGGAUUACCUGAUAUCAGCACAGUAGCUUUCAUUUGCAUAUCUUGCUCUCCUCUCUUAGUGUUUCUUGAAGCAUCCUGAUUCAUUGGCGGGAUAAUGGCUCAUUUGCUGGAAGCAACAUCAUUUAAAUUAUGCUUUGACAAGCCUUAAUGUGAUCAUUACUCUAAUAGCUUCCACGGGAAUUCAAUGAUGCCCCUUUUUUCUUUAGAAAGCUAAAGUUUUUACAGAACUGUGUCCAGCAUCAGCACCAUCUAGGUGUUGAUGGGUCCUGUGCUGGACAACAUGGCCCCAGCUUCUCUGAGCCAGAACUGCACCAACUGCAGCCAGAUUUUAAUCCCAGAGCUCAAGAUGGUCAAGACAGUGGUUUUAGGCAUGGUCCUUGGUGUGUUCAUCCUGUUUGGAGUGGUCGGAAACAUCCUGGUUAUCCUAUCUGUGGUUUGCCAUCGACACCUGCGGACGGUCACGCAUUAUUUCAUUGUUAAUCUGGCCGUGGCAGACCUGAUGCUGAGCUCCACUGUCCUGCCUUUUUCUGCCAUUUUUGAGAUUUUGGAUCGCUGGGUGUUUGGACGAGCUUUCUGUAACGUUUGGGCAGCUGUGGAUGUGCUCUGCUGCACGGCCUCCAUCAUGAGCCUCUGUGUGAUUUCUGUGGAUCGUUAUAUUGGAGUCAGUUAUCCUCUGCGUUACCCUUCUAUUAUGACAAAGCGCAGGGCUCUGUUGGCAGUGAUGCUCUUGUGGGUGUUCUCUAUCAUCAUAUCCAUCGGGCCGUUGUUCGGUUGGAAAGAACCGGCACCAGAGGACGACUCCGUCUGCAAGAUCACAGAGGAGCCAGGAUACGCCAUUUUCUCAGCCGUUGGCUCCUUCUACCUCCCUCUGACCAUCAUACUGGUGAUGUACUGCCGGGUUUAUGUUGUAGCUCACAGAGAGAGCCAGGGCCUCAAAGAGGGCCAGAAGACGGAGAAGUCGGACUCGGAGCAGGUGAUUCUCAGGAUCCACCGUGGAAACACCACCGCACUAGAGGAGGAGUCGCUGCGCAGCCGCACUCAUUUUGCCUUGAGGUUACUAAAGUUUUCACGUGAGAAGAAAGCCGCUAAGACGCUGGGCAUUGUGGUCGGCUGCUUUGUGUUGUGUUGGCUGCCGUUCUUCCUGGUAUUACCAAUUGGUUCCAUAUUCCCUGCACACAGACCAUCUGAAACAGUUUUCAAGAUCACCUUCUGGCUUGGCUACUUCAACAGCUGCAUCAACCCUAUCAUCUACCCAUGCUCCAAUCAGGAGUUCAAAAAGGCUUUUCAGAGUUUACUUGGAAUUCACUGUUUGAGGAUGACUCCCAGACCGCACCACCACCAUCUGAGUACAAGCCAAAGUCAAACCCAAGGUCACAACCAGGGUCUUGCUCUGAGCCUCGACAGCAGGGGGGGUCCCUGCAGACUAAGCCCCUCUUCAUCCGUAGCUCUGUCUAGAACUCCUUCCUCCAGGGACAGCAGGGAAUGGAAAGUCUUCUCUGUGGGCCCCAUCGGCAGCGGGGAAGGCCCGGCCGAUAGCAGCAGGGCCAAGGUGGCCAAGCUGUGCAACAAAAGCCUCCAGCGAACCUGUUGCUGCGUUCUCAGUCCUGAGCCUCCUACACAGGAACCUCGUGUUGUUGGAGACCUUCCAAUUAUUAAAAUCCACCAGCUAUCCCUGUCAGAAAAAGGAGAUCCUGUAUAACCUGAGGUAUCAUUCAUGCUACAUUUUAUUUGACGCUGCUGCUGCUUUGAAACUGAGAUUUACCUCAACUUUGAUAUCGUAAUUUUACUUUUUGCUUUACCAGAUAUAAAUCAGUCAAGAGGGCAAAAAGAAGACGUUUUCUGUCAAUUCUGUUGAAUCGAAGGGAACCAAAAUUGCUAAGGUGAUUUAGAUGAGCUAUUUCAAGCAUUCCCAAAUGUUUACAUGUACAGCAGGAAUGAAAAAUGUACACACCCCUGUUAAAAUGUCAGGUUUUCAGAUGUAAAAGUCAGAAUAAAAUGAAUAAUUUCAGGAGAUUUUCACAUUUAAUGAUACACAUAACAUGUACCAGUAAUCUUAAAGGAACAAACUGUCAUCUUUGAGAGGGGAAAAAUAGAAAAUAAAAAUUUGUGCACAACCUCUUAUUUCUUUCUAUCCAUCAUCAGACUUUACCCCUACAGUCAACUCGUUUUAUAUCGGAUUCAAUACAAUAGAACCAUCUUUCUAAUUAGCUUUUUCACAAUGUUUUUCAUUGUUGUUUGUGGGUCAUGAGGGGUACUGGUGUCUAGCUGUCUACGGACAAGAGGCGGGGUAAACCCUGGACAGGUUGCUAGUCUGUCGCAGGACAACACAUAGAAAAACAACCAUUCACACACACAAUCACACCUAAGGAGAAUUUUAGAGAAGGCGUGUCAUGUUUUUGGACUGUGGAAGAAAGCUGGAGUACCUGGAGAGAACCCGAGUAUGCACAGGGAGAACAUGCAAACUCCUUGCAGAAAGACCGGGACUAGAACCCGGAACCUUCUUGCAGCAAGGCAGCAGUGCUACCCACUGCUCCACUGCUCAGCCCUCAACUAAGGACAUUAAACUAAAUCAAUAACAUUACUAAGGACUGGAUAUCCUUCCAAAAAUCAAUAAAUAAUGAGAGGAAAACCAGUCCUUUGUUUUGUGUUACCAAUACUGUCUGUGUGGUACAACUGACAGCAAUCUUCUGUAUUUUAUUAAUCAUA
This is a messenger RNA of Cyprinodon tularosa, 3182 nucleotides long. It is a transcript of the gene adra1aa, whose product is annotated as adrenoceptor alpha 1Aa. Gene Ontology annotation, cellular component: membrane. The record is from RefSeq and is a predicted model, not a curated record. Bases 736 to 2175 code for a protein of 479 amino acids. The transcript has 3 exons. NCBI's taxonomy places the organism in Eukaryota, Metazoa, Chordata, Actinopteri, Cyprinodontiformes, Cyprinodontidae. Gene Ontology annotation, biological process: adenylate cyclase-activating adrenergic receptor signaling pathway; phospholipase C-activating G protein-coupled receptor signaling pathway; positive regulation of cytosolic calcium ion concentration. Gene Ontology annotation, molecular function: alpha1-adrenergic receptor activity.